Anopheles bellator is the source of this 4307-nucleotide messenger RNA. RefSeq names its product ABC transporter C family member 8-like. The record is from RefSeq and is a predicted model, not a curated record. Gene Ontology annotation, cellular component: membrane. Gene Ontology annotation, biological process: transmembrane transport. Gene Ontology annotation, molecular function: ATP hydrolysis activity; ATP binding; ABC-type transporter activity. NCBI's taxonomy places the organism in Eukaryota, Metazoa, Arthropoda, Insecta, Diptera, Culicidae. The transcript has 4 exons. The coding region runs from base 87 to 4307 and encodes 1406 amino acids.
AAUAUCGUCACGCCCGUCACGCGAAUGUGAGGAAAGUGGUGAUCGUUGCGCAGACUGCGCCGAAAACAAACACCUAGCAAUUCAGCAUGAGCGAAAAGGAGGAUUUGAUCAACUACGGAGUGGUUUACGCGCUGCAGCACACCGUGCUGUGGGUUUUCGGAUGGUCCGAGCUAAGCUACGUUGGUCUCCACCGAUCGAAAAGCCGGCAAAAUGAUCCCCAGUCAUCGGAUGGACAAACGGUAGGAACGAACUCGAAACCGUUGCAUCGAUGGCUGACCGGUGGGUUGCAGUUCAUUACAGCGAUAGCCGCGUUUCUCGCCGCUUAUCGCAUGGUUUACGAUUCGAAGGGACCGGUGCGUUCCAUUAUUGAAGCAAUCUCGAUGCUGACCGUGUUCGGCCUCCAGAUGUACUCCACGCGUCACCGUGUGGAUCACGUUUUUCUGUUCUCAUUCUGGGCAGUGCGCCUGCUGGCGCUAUCGAUGGAGCUCAGCGACUGGUGGAACACCUACGACGUGUUCCAGAUCACGCUGGCCUUACUGUGGCUCGCCACGUGCAGCGUGCUGGCAGUGAAGAGUUGCUCGGUGCACCACGAUACCCAGCCGGAACCGAAUCUCAUCCGGAAACUGUACUUCUCGUGGCUGGAUCCCAUGUACCGUGAGGCUCAGCGGAGUGACUCACCAUUCCACACGGGAGCGCUUCACAAUCAACUGCCGGACGAUCGACGUUGUCGGGUGCUUUUGAAGUGGUUCCGGAGACGGGCACCGAAACGACAGUAUGCGGCAUUGAGUGAAACCGACGAAGGCGCCGAUCGUGGACUGACGAUUGGCCAGCUCCUGGACCCGUUUCGGAGGGACAUCCGGAUCGCCGGCAUCAACCGCUGCGUACUGGUCUGCACCUUCUUCCUUUGUCCGUACCUGUUGAACGUGCUACUGGAGCCCAACCAAUCAGUGCGUAUACAGAAGUGGGUAGUGGCCGGCAUGUUUUACACCUCGAUUGGCAUUGCAAUACUGAACACUCAGUACCAGCAUGCCACCCGCGACAUAGGGCUGCGCAUCAAGUCCAUCCUGAUGGGCAUGAUUUACGAGAGCAUGACCGAUAAAGUGCCUCCCAAAGUAUCCAGCACCGUGUUAACGAAUGACACGGGUGCGUUCAUCACACUCAUGCUGGACCUGCACAUGAUGUGGUCCGGGCCCCUCAUCAUCGCCUGCACGAUCGGUGCUCUCUGGCUAGUGAUAGGCCCUAGCGCUCUUGUCGGCGUAGUUCAAAUGGCCGUAAUGAUCGCCUGCACAAAGUGGCUCUCAAAGAAGCUCGCCUCACUGCAGCAGGAAAUGAAACGCUGUCAGGACGAUCGUGUCCGGCUUACGACCGAAGCGAUCGAACACGCCCAGCAAAUUAAAGCGGAACAACUCGAAUCGUGCUUCGAACAGCGUAUUGACGAGCAUCGGACAAAGGAGUUGCGGUGCACGCUCCGCAGCAUAUGGUUCGAGGCCACCAAACAACUGCUCAGCAUCGUAACACCCAUCCUGGUGGCGUUCGAAACGUUCGUGUUCAUGGAGCUCGUCGGCAGUGGAUCCCGGCUUACGGUGCGCUCAAUGUUCGUGGCAAUCUCGCUGUUCAACAUCACGCGCUACCCGAUGACAAUGAUACCGACCCUGUUCACUAGCUGGAACAACGCCAAAGUGUCGCUGGAGCGCAUCAAUGUAUUUAUCCGCGCAGGACUGCACGGAAUCGAGUCAGAGACAGUGGUCGAACCGGCGGACUCGUCACAGGAACGGUUCCGCAUGGUUUCGCAACAAAUCACUACCCUCAUCUCAACACAAGUACUGAAAUUGGAAAGCGCAAACUUCGCUAUCGGCGAUAAGCAAAUAUUGCACAACAUUACGCUCACGGUGCUCAGAGGGAGCUUCACUGCCGUCUACGGUACGCACGGUGCAGGCAAAACUUGUCUCCUCCGAGCCAUCCUUGGUGCGAUCCCUCAGACAGCCGGCAAACGUAUGGUGGCGCCGGGAAAUUUUUCAUACUGUGCUCAAACUCCCUGGAUCCAGAACGAUACGAUCCGCAACAACAUCCUGUUUGGUCAACCGUACGAUCAGCCGCGAUACGAGGCAAUCAUCAGCGCCUGUUGCCUCGAAAAGGAUUUUAGGACCUUCCCCGAUGGAGAUGAACGUGUGAUAGGCGAGGGAUCGCUUUCGGGUGGUCAGGCACAGCGCGUCUCGCUCGCACGGGCCAUCUAUCAUGAGGCCAACGUUUACCUUUUCGACGAUCCUCUCCGAUCGCUCGAUAGCAACAUUUCCCGGAAGGUCUUUCAGCGGGUAUUUAAUCGGAAGACCGGUGUAUUGGCAGACAAAACGAUCAUUUUCGUGUCCCACAGCCUGGAGCACCUAAGGGCGGCCGAUACGAUCGUUACUGUAACGGAGGGACACAGCAAGAUACUGGAAACCAGAGAAUUCGUGCAGCACUACGAACAAGAGGAUGCCGUACAGUCAACGAACGAUUCGAAGGGAUCGUUGGAACGCAACAAAACGUUACACAAGUUGCUCAAGCAACAGACGAAGCUUCGGAAGCACGCGGAGAAGCGAAGCGAACACAACGUCCAAGGAACUGUGCCUUUGAAGAUUUACCGUGAAUUUGUGCGUCUGCUUGGUUGGUGUUGGAGUGGGGUAAUCAUUAUCCUGGAAGCUUCGGUGACCGUACUGGACAUCUACGUAACUGUGCUGUUAGCCGAAUGGGCCUCAACAGAGCGCACAAGCGAGGAAUCGGAUCGGAAGAGUAUCGCGACGAUCUGGUUCGUCGCCCUGAUCUUAACCGUUUGGUCGAUCCUGCUGUUCGUCAAGACUGGGAUGCUGCACGCUCGCGGUAGAUCAGUGGGCAAGGACGUCCAUCGCAGAAUGCUCUCCACCGUGCUGCGGCAACCAAUGGAGUUCUACGACACCACCGAUUCCGGCGUGAUUGUGAAUCGCUUCUCGAACGAUCUGAACAUCCUGGACUCGUGGAUCAUCGUAAACCUGCGCUCGGUCCUGAGCACAUUGUGCAGCGUACUUGGUACGCUGGGCCUGUUCGUGUACAAGCUUAGCAGCGUCUACAUUCUAUACACGUUUGUCACGCUAGCAGCUGUGGUGAUGCUCAUGUGCGGCCUAUGCUAUUUACUAAGUUACCACUUGCGCGUUGCGCGAACCCUUAAACGGUUCGAAGCUAGCUCGCGAUCGCCGAUCGUGUUGCAGUACAACGAAACAGUGCAAGGCAUUGAUACGAUCAAGGCGUACGGAGCGGAAGGCCGCUUCCAAGAGCAGUUUGUGGAGAAAGUAGACCGACAUCAGAGCUACGCCUACCAGAACCUUGCCGCCAACCGGUGGAUCGGAAUACGGUUGGAGUUUGUCGGCGUACUAGUAAUCUACUUGGUCAUGCUAGGGACCGUCACUGUCCAGUCCGAGGUGGGCUUGGCGUUCGUUGGUAUUAUCGUGACCCAUGUGCUGCGUCUGAUACCCUCGCUCAAUGCCCUGCUGGUGGCGGUUGGUCAGUUCGUAGAAAACGUCAUAUCGGUCGAGCGUCUCUUACAGUAUCUGGAUCUUCCGUGUGAACCUCUCGACGAAGGUCUACCAGUAGCAGCAAGCGGAGGGUUUCCGAGGGGAUCAAUCGAAUACCGUCACUUCUCGCUCACGCACGCCGACGAGUCGAAGGUACUGGACGACAUAAAUCUCUCGAUUCGUGCCGGUGAAAAGCUGGGAAUCAUCGGGCGAACUGGGGCCGGCAAGUCGAGUUUAAUCGGAGCCCUGUUUCGGUUCUAUCCCCGCCACACGUCAGGAGCGAUCCUGCUAGAUGGUUACGAGUUGGACCGAAUUUCACUCAAAAGCCUUCGCAGUUCACUAACACUUGUUCCACAGAGCACGGCCUUGUUCACGGGGCUGGUGCAAAGCUUCGUCGAUCCACAGGCGCGGAAUUCGAGUGAGACCAUCAUCUCCACCCUAGACCGUUGUGGCCUCAGGCACAUAGCACUCGGUGCGGCUCUCGAGCAGCUGUCCGUUGGCGAACGACAGCUGCUGUGCCUGGCUCGGGGACUGCUCCGAGACACACCGAUCAUCGUGUUGGAUGAGGCCACAUCGGCCGUGGACACUGCCGCGGAAGCCAGCAUUCUGCAAGUGAUUCGUGAACACUUUCACGACCGUACCGUGCUGAUGAUUGCCCAUCGGCUGCACACCGUGCAGAAUUGUGAUCGUAUCGUGUGGAUAGAGGAUGGGAGAAUUAAGAAACUGGCGGUUCCUGGCGAUUACACCGACGGUGACUGGAGUGCGCUACAAUCGGGCGAAUAG